AUGUACGAAGACACGGCAGAUGCAUUUGAUAUCGAUAACGAUUUCUUCAAUGCUCUGGCGUUACUUCAUUCUACGGAUGACGACAGCGCAGAGAAGCUCCGUAAAAUGCUAGACGCAAUUAUCGAGAGGAAAUACGGUUUUGACAAGACUUUAAUGGCAAGGAUGCCACAGAAAUUUGUUCAAAACGCAGGAACUCGUGGAACAUCGUUUUCAAACGACAAAUCGGAAAAAGAGGUUGAGAAGAUACGGAAAAAUGAAAAUAUUUCGACAAAAACGAUGAAUGUACCACUUUUUGUGACUAAUACGAUGGAGACUAAUUGGAAACCAAUAAAUACAUUCGACAACACAGUUGAACCUAAAGUCGAAGAUUACAGCGAAAAAGGAGAUAUUCCGACAAUAUCUAUUCCGGAUGAAGGAUCAGGAGACGGGCUUUUAUGCAAGAUCUGUAACGGCGCAAAGCUGGGACCCUUGAUUCUAUUGGAGUGUCAAGAUUGUCAGGAAGUCUAUCAUCCUUUGUGUCACCAACCUCCCGUUGUUGACAUCGACGUUUACGAUCCCAGAAUCGUGUGGCACUGUAGCAAGUGUACGAACACCGCUUUCAAAAACUGUGGCGUAUCUUUUGAAGAGAGAAAAGUGAACAGAUCUCGUCACCACAGCAAGACAAAUAAAACAAAUGAAGUUUUUGUAGAUAUCGAUAAAUCGAUCAAAAUGGAAGACAGCCUUCCCAAAAAUAAAACGAUCAUCGGCAAAAAAAUUCCAUCUGAUAUUUCUCAAAAAACCAGUUGUGGUAAGGAAGGAACACUGUUCGUAAAGGAUGCUCCGCUAUUAGUUCAGAAAAUGAAGAACAUAUCCUCGAAUCAGUUAAAGAAACGAAUAGGAUCCAAACUUUCAGUAACACGUUCUGUAAUCAAAUAG
Dufourea novaeangliae is the source of this 915-nucleotide messenger RNA. Its product is annotated as integrator complex subunit 12-like. NCBI's taxonomy places the organism in Eukaryota, Metazoa, Arthropoda, Insecta, Hymenoptera, Halictidae. The transcript is spliced from 4 exons. Bases 1 to 915 code for a protein of 304 amino acids. The record is from RefSeq and is a predicted model, not a curated record.